Molecule: messenger RNA, 1232 nt
Organism: Austrofundulus limnaeus
Lineage: Eukaryota; Metazoa; Chordata; Actinopteri; Cyprinodontiformes; Rivulidae
Product: gastrula zinc finger protein XlCGF8.2DB-like
Exons: 1
Coding region: 30-722 (230 amino acids)
Biological process (GO): regulation of transcription by RNA polymerase II
Cellular component (GO): nucleus
Molecular function (GO): DNA-binding transcription factor activity, RNA polymerase II-specific; RNA polymerase II cis-regulatory region sequence-specific DNA binding
Source: RefSeq, a predicted model, not a curated record
UUCAAAAUCAAUCAGAUGUGAAUCGUCACAUGCGGAUCCACACAGGAGAGAAACCAUUUUCUUGUAAAACUUGUGGAAAAGGCUUUCAAAAUCAAUCAGAUGUGAAUCGUCACAUGCGGAUCCACACAGGAGAGAAACCAUUUUCUUGUAAGACCUGUGGAAAAGGCUUUCAAUAUAAAUCAGAUAUGAAUCGUCACAUGCGGAUCCACACAGGAGAGAAACCAUUUUCUUGUAAGACCUGUGGAAAAGGCUUUCAAUAUAAAUCAGAUAUGAAUCGUCACAUGCGGAUCCACACAGGAGAGAAACCAUUUUCUUGUAAAAUUUGUGGAAAAUGUUUUAAACAUCAAUCUGAUGUGAAAAAUCACAUGUGGAUCCACACAGGAGAGAAACCAUUUUCUUGUAAAAGUUGUGGAAAACGCUUUCAUCGUCAAUCGCAUAUAAAAUAUCACAUGCUUAUCCACACAGGAGAGAAACCUUUUUCCUGUAAAACUUGUGGAAAACGUUUUAGAUAUCAGUCAUAUAUAAAUCUUCACAUGCGAAUCCACACAGGAGAAAAACCAUUUUCUUGUCAAAUAUGUGGAAAAAGUUUUAACGACAAAAAAUAUGUUAAUUGUCACAUGAAGAUCCACACAGGAGAGAAGCCAUUUUCUUGUAAAACAUGUGGAAAAUGUUUUAACCGAAAUACUCACCUUACUCGUCACAUGAAAGUUCACACAGGCUGAGCUGAUGUUUUUCUGUCACAGGUGGAGAAAAGUUUCACCAAAUGAUCUAGAAGAGGUUUUGCAGCCAGGAGAAGAAUAAAAUAUUCAGAAUGUGGAGAAAAGUUUCAUAUUUAGAUAUAAUUUCUAUCGCAUUGACAGGUCUAAGAAAGAUGGUGUCACUUUUUCCUGUUAAAUCAAAUUGUAACACUUCAGUGKUUUGUCUGUCUAAAUGCAAUCAAAUGUAAUUUUGGGCCUUGAAUGUGGAAAAAGCAAAGUCUCUGCCUAUAACUGUUUUUGGGUGCUUAAGACCUCCUGCCACCAAAGAGUCAUGGUCAUCUUUAAAUCAUCUUUUGGCUAACUUAAAUUAUAAUGAACUCUUAUUUGUGGGAGACUUCCUUUGGGACUGGCUAAAUGCAGUUUUGGAUUAAUUUAAAUCUUUCUGUGACUCUAUUAAUCUUAGCCAGCUGAUUAAUUUACCCACAAGGCCAAAUUUAAAAUAAUAUAAAUUCACCUGAAUUGAUCUGUCUUGUA